AGACAGAUUACAUACCGCAAAUAGAUCUGAUCUUAUCUCACUGACUUGUCUUUGUAUUUCCUCCACAACAAUGCUCAUUUUCUCUGUAUUCAAGACCUUGACCGACCAGCAAGUCACCGUCGAGCUCAAGAAUGAUCUCUCAAUAACUGGUGUACUCAAAUCUGUUGACCAGUUUUUAAACAUUCGUUUGGAUAACAUUCAGGUCUUGGAUCCAGCUAGACAUCCACACAUGAUGGCAGUGAAAAACUGUUUUAUACGUGGCUCUGUCGUUCGUUAUGUGCAGCUUCCAGGGGAAAAUGUUGAUACCCAAUUGCUUGAAGAUGCGACACGACGAGAAGCUCAGGCGCAAGCCAAACGGUAGUGCCAGUUCUAGAUGCAAGUACUUACGAUUCGGUUUUUCAUGCUAGUGUAUGUUAUAGAGUGUGCUA
Molecule: messenger RNA, 428 nt
Organism: Desarmillaria tabescens
Lineage: Eukaryota; Fungi; Basidiomycota; Agaricomycetes; Agaricales; Physalacriaceae
Product: U6 snRNA-associated Sm-like protein LSm2
Exons: 5
Coding region: 71-361 (96 amino acids)
Biological process (GO): mRNA splicing, via spliceosome
Cellular component (GO): U6 snRNP; precatalytic spliceosome; U4/U6 x U5 tri-snRNP complex
Molecular function (GO): RNA binding
Source: RefSeq, a predicted model, not a curated record